Penicillium maclennaniae is the source of this 756-nucleotide messenger RNA. RefSeq names its product GTP-binding protein EsdC (gene esdC). The transcript is spliced from 2 exons. Lineage: Eukaryota; Fungi; Ascomycota; Eurotiomycetes; Eurotiales; Aspergillaceae. The coding region runs from base 1 to 756 and encodes 251 amino acids. The record is from RefSeq and is a predicted model, not a curated record.
AUGGCCGCAGUUCAACUCAAGUUCUCCCUGCGGACCUCGUCCAACGUCAAGACUGUCCACCUCGUCGGAUCCUGGGACAAUUACUCUCGCCAGCUGCCCCUCUCCGCCGAAGAGAAGCCCGGUGCUUGGAAUGGCAAGUUCCGCUUCCAAACUUCGAUGCUCCAGCUCGGCGCCCGCUACUGGUACUACUACAUCAUGGAUGGGUACCACGUCAGCCACGACCCCGCCGUCGAGUACACCGUCGAGCCUACCACUGGCCGCAAGCUCAACAUCCUGGACGUGCCAGGCGGCAAAUCCGAGCGCAGCUCCCACAAGUCCCGCCGUGGUUCGACCAACGUCGCCACUGGCCGCGCUCUUUCGCCUUCCAAGAUCCAGCACCCCAAGCCGUCCAAGCCCUACGCUUCCCGCCAGCUCCGUGAAGCCGAGUUCGCUCCUACUGUCGAUGACCUGACCCGCCGCUUCGCCGGCUCCCGUCUAUCUGACGAGUACUCCCUACAGCAACUCCCCACCCAGCUCCGCCGGUUCAUCGCUGUCUUCGCGCUCCUCUGGCUCAACUUCGCCCUCGUCUCUUGCCGCUGUGAACGCUACGGCAUCACCCGCAAGGGAGACCGCGUCAAGCUCGACUGUGGCGGCAGCCGCUGCGGCUACGUCACUGAGUCCUCGGAUGCCUCAUGCUCCGAGUCUGAGGAUAGUGAUGAGGAGUACCGUCGUGCCCGCAGCGGUGUCCGCCGCCAGGGUAUCGUCGUCCGUCGCUAG